This is a messenger RNA of Andrographis paniculata, 3008 nucleotides long. RefSeq names its product monosaccharide-sensing protein 2-like. Gene Ontology annotation, molecular function: myo-inositol:proton symporter activity. The transcript has 6 exons. The record is from RefSeq and is a predicted model, not a curated record. The coding region runs from base 582 to 2789 and encodes 735 amino acids. Gene Ontology annotation, biological process: transmembrane transport. Gene Ontology annotation, cellular component: membrane. Lineage: Eukaryota; Viridiplantae; Streptophyta; Magnoliopsida; Lamiales; Acanthaceae.
GCCCAACAGACACACUUCGUAAUCAGAGCCCUUUAAAUUUACGAAAAUGGUCGCUUUCCUCCUGUCCUCUCCCCAUCCCCAUCCCCAACCCUUCUUCUUCUUCCUCACUCCUUCUCCAAUCUCAAUCGCCGCCUAAUUGCUCGAAUCGAAGAAGACGAGGAAGAAAGAAGUUCGGUCGCCUUAUUGCAGUGGAAGAAUUCAAAAUUGGGGUUUCGAUAAUUCUGAGGUGUAUUUCAACUGAAGGAAGGAAGUGUUAAUGGUUAGUCAGUGUGGGUCUGAUGAGGAAGGAGAUGAUGUGUGUGUAAUCUUUUGAGGUUGUCGUUUUCUUUCGAUUUUUCGAGCGUCUCGCUGUCGUUGUUUCGGUGAAUGCCUGCUUUCUCUAUUCAUCGAUUUUCACUAUCAGUUUCGACGGUGGUUGUUGAUUUCUUCAGGAACCUUUUUUUGUUUAUUUUUUAAUUUUUGAUUAAAGGCUGGUUCGAAGGGUUUAAGAUUGUUUGGAGAAAUCGAUAGAUUGGAUACUGCAAGGCUGGUUCGAGAAAAUUAAGUUUGUUUGGACAGAUAGAUUGACAGACAUAGAGACGAUGAACGGCGCGGCCUUGGUGGCCAUUGCCGCCACGAUCGGAAACUUUUUGCAGGGCUGGGAUAAUGCAACUAUUGCAGGAGCCGUUGUUUACAUAAAAAAGGAGCUCGAGUUGGGGGCCGCCAUAGAAGGGCUAAUCGUGGCCAUGUCGCUGAUCGGCGCGACGGUAAUCACCACUUGCUCGGGUUCGAUUUCCGACUGGGUCGGUCGUCGCCCGAUGCUCAUUCUAUCAUCCUUGUUUUAUUUCGUCAGCGGCUUGAUAAUGCUGUGGUCUCCCAACGUUUACGUCUUACUCCUUGCGAGACUAUUCGACGGGUUUGGCGUCGGUCUCGCGGUAACCCUAAUCCCUCUAUACAUUUCCGAGACCGCCCCGCCGGAAAUCCGGGGCCUUCUGAAUACGCUCCCGCAGUUCAUGGGCUCGGCCGGGAUGUUCUUGUCCUAUUGCAUGAUCUUUGUCAUGUCCCUACAGCCCGCGCCAAGCUGGCGGCUGAUGCUCGGAGUUCUCUCCGUCCCGUCUCUUGUCUACUCCGCCCUAACAGUUUUGUAUUUGCCCGAAUCGCCUCGAUGGUUGGUUAGCAAAGGGAAGAUGGUCGAGGCGAAAAAGGUUCUCCAACGGCUCCGCGGACGGGACGACGUUUCGGGGGAGAUGGCAUUGCUCGUCGAGGGUCUAGCGAUCGGCGGCGAAGCUUCGAUAGAGGAGUUCAUCAUCGGCCCGGGAGAGGAAGUUGAUAAGGAUCGAGAGACGUACGCCGAUAAGGACCGUUUUAAAUUGUAUGGUGCCGAGGAGGGUCUUUCGUGGGUGGCGAAACCCGUAACGGGGCAGAGUCGACUCAGCCUCGUUUCUCGGCACGGUAGUAUGGCGAACCAGAGCUCGCCGCUUAUCGACCCGCUGGUGACGCUCUUUGGCAGUGUCCACGAGAAGGUUCCGGAGACGGGGAGCAUGCGGAGCAUGCUGUUCCCGAAUUUUGGGAGCAUGUUCAGUGCCGUCGAUCCGCAAAUCAAGAACGAGGAGUGGGACGAAGAGAGCCUGCAGAGGGAUGGCGACGAUUACGCAUCGGACGUGAACUCCGACGACAAUUUACACAGCCCGUUGAUUUCGCGACAAACGACGAGCCUCGAGAAGGACUUGCCGGCGGCGCCGACGUCGCACGGGAGCAUUCUGAGUGGCAUGAGACGGCGGAGCAGCCUUAUGCAAGGCGACGGAACGGGAAUCGGUGGCGGAUGGCAGCUGGCGUGGCGGUGGUCGGAGAAGGAAGGCGACGACGGGAAGAAAGAGGGAGGGUUCAAGAAGGUUUUCCUUCACCAGGAGGCGGUGGCGGUGGCGGGAUCGAGACGCGGCUCUCUCGUCUCAAUCCAGGACAGCGGCGUCGACGUUCCCGUCGACAGCGAGUUCGUCCAUGCCUCGGCUAUCGUAAGCCAGUCGGCCCUUUUCCCGAAGGCGCUCGUCGAUCGACAUCCUAUCGGGCCGGCGAUGGUUCAUCCAGCACACGAGGCGUCGAAAGGGCCGAGCUUUGCGGCUCUUCUUGAACCGGGAGUUAAACGAGCGUUGGUCGUCGGAGUUGGGAUUCAGAUACUCCAGCAGUUUUCGGGGAUCAAUGGAGUUUUGUACUACACUCCCCAAAUUCUUCAGCAGGCUGGGGUGAGUGUUCUUCUUUCGAACCUCGGACUCGGGUCGGAUUCAGCGUCGUUUCUCAUCAGCGCGUUCACGAAUUUGUUGAUGCUGCCGAGCAUCGCCGUCGCGAUGAGGUUUAUGGACAUUGCUGGGAGACGGUCGCUGCUGCUGACGACGAUCCCGAUUCUGAUAGUGUCCCUGGUGAUUCUGGUGAUCGGGAAUGUGUUCGAUUUGGGGUCGGUGGCGCACGCGGUGAUCUCGACGAUCUGCGUGGUCGUGUACUUCUGCACGUUCGUGAUGGGGUACGGGCCGAUCCCGAACAUCCUGUGCUCGGAGAUAUUUCCGACGAGGGUGCGGGGGAUGUGCAUUGCGAUAUGCGCGCUCGUGUUUUGGAUCGGGGACGUGAUCGUGACGUACACGUUGCCGGUGAUGCUGGGCUCGAUGGGGCUGGCCGGAGUGUUCGGGAUUUACGCGGUGGUUUGUGCAGUGUCGUGGGUGUUCAUAUUUGCGAGGGUGCCGGAGACGAAGGGGAUGCCGUUGGAGGUGAUAACGGAGUUCUUCGCCGCCGUCGGGGCGCAGCGGGGGAGGCACGAGUAGAGCACGUGACAAGGGGGGAUGGUUUAUAUUUACGUUGUGUUUUGCGACGAGGACGGCGUCGUUUUGAAGUAGAGUUGUUUGUAGGAACUUAUAUUUGGGUAGGACAAUGCAUGUGGAAGGAAUUGAACUUUAUUAAAUGGUUGUGUGUUUGUUUUUGUCGACAUUUUGCUGAAAUUGAUUGUCACGUUAUAAAAUAGCUGCUACAGUGUUGAAUUUUAA